Molecule: messenger RNA, 1808 nt
Organism: Meleagris gallopavo (turkey)
Lineage: Eukaryota; Metazoa; Chordata; Aves; Galliformes; Phasianidae
Gene: CCDC183
Product: coiled-coil domain containing 183
Source: RefSeq, a predicted model, not a curated record
GUGCCUGCAGGAGCCAUGGUGCUGGUUCUGUUUGAGGUCACAGACUGCCUCCAACAGACAGGGGCUGCAGCAACUGUCACACACACUGAAUCUGGAAGCAGGACUGCUGGCACCAUGCAGGGCCGCAGGGCAGACAUGAACCAGCAGAUCCAGGAGCUGCGCAACAUCAUUGCCUUGCAAGAGCAAGGAAAAAAGUUUUCCAGGCAGUUGUCUGAGGAAAAGCUAAGGCAGAACAAAAAUCUGCUUUCCCGGCUGCAUGGGACAUUGCGGGAGGACAUCCACGCACUGGACAUUGCUCAGAAGCAUGACCAGCGCAUCAUCUCCGAGUUUUGCGGAGCGCAGAAGUACUUGUGUGGCAAAACUGUGCAGGGAGCCCGAGAGAAGCUCCGGAGCAGCAUCUUCGACCGGGUGAAUGCCUGCAAUGCGCUGCUGCACGAGGUGAAGCGGAGGAGCCAGUACCGGGAUGCACUGCAGUGGCAGCUGCAGCAGCUGCUGGAUGUCAGGAUCGAUGACAAGCGGCACCAGGAGCAAGUGCAGGUGAUUCGCCAGCUGGAGAACAACAUUGAGAAGAUGCACAUGAAAAUCCACGCCGGGCAGAAGGUGACCACGCUGUACCUGGCACUGCGGGAUGUCCUGAAGAAGGAGCUGGACUAUCUGCUUCUGCAUCUGGAGCUCCUGUACACCAUGGCUGGGGCGUACCAUGGGGAGGUGCAGGACAGGGAGCUGAUGGCUUCGGAUGCUCUCAGAGCCAGUGACAUUACCAAGAAGGACCUGGCCGUGCUGGAAACCCAGUUCUUGGCAGAGGAGGAGCUCAGACACCGCAUCCUGUCUGCUCAGAAGGUGCAAACCGACUGGCUGUGGCUCAAGGAGGCAAGCAAAAAGCACUCAAGAGCGCAAGCCAGGUAUGACCUGGCUGUGGACUUCCCCUCCCUGCUGAUGCAGGACUCAGCGCUGGGCUCCCAGGUACAAGCCACUAGGUCGCAGAUUGAGCACGAGUCCUUUGUGACGGCGGAGGUGGAGAAGGCCAAGGCUGCGGUGCAGUGCUCCCGUGUCUGGGACAUCACCAGCAGGCUGCUGGCACAGCAGAAGUCCACAGCAGAGCUGGAGCAGCACAUCAGAGCCUGCAAGGAGAAGCGGCAGGCACUGAAGGGCACGCUGCAGGAACUGGAGCUGAAGCACGCCAAGCUGAAGUUCCACCAGCCCCCAAGUGCUAUCAGCUGCAGGAAGCUGGAGGCAGAGCUACGGGUGCGCCUGCAGCAGGAGGAGGCCCGGCUGGAGCAGGCACGAGCCCAGUAUGUGAGGAACCAGGAGCUGCUGCUGCAGUUUGAGAACGGCAUCGACAACCUCAUCAUCCGUCUGCAUGGCAUCGACGUGCCUGAGGAGGAUCUCUCCAUCGAGUUCAAAGGGGUGGAUGAGAAGCUGCAGUACUGCAGGCAGAAGCUGCAGCACCUGGCCCAGCGCGUGAGCUCCCUGCCUGCCCACAGCUACAGCCCUGAUGAGGACAAUGAGACUUUUGUGAAGGUCAGGAAUUUAAUGGAGAAAACGACUGCGAGAGAGCCAUGGAACCUGAAGAUUCCUUUGGAGGACAUAGGCUCUGGGGUGCAAGCUCCCUCUGAUUUUGUUGAUGAAGACCACGACCUGGUUCUCACCCGGGAGGACAUCAAGAAGCAGGGGCUGAGCCUGAUAGAAAGCAAGAUGAGAAGCAGCAAGAGGAAGUAGCGACUGCUGCCCCAGAGCUUCUGAUGCCUUUCCUUUCCCCAGCAGGUUAAAUAGAGCAGAGCUUUCUCAUUCCUUACAAGUCUGUGGUA